ACACUUCAUCUUCCUCCUCUCUCUCUCUCUGUCUUGUCCUCUGAUCCAGAUGUUCUCCAAAGCCUCCAUCUUUCUACUUUUCACCAUAUCCCAGUUACUACCCCGACCAAUCUCAUGCAUUGAUUUCGUCUACAACUCCAACUUCACCACCACCAACACACUCCUCAUCGACGCCACCGUCGACUCUCCGCCGUCAAUCCUAACCCUCACCAACGAAACCACUUCCUCCAUCGGACGCGGUCUCUACCCUUCAAGAAUCCCCGCCUCCUCCUCCUCAUCCCCUCUCCCUUUCGCCACGUCAUUCAUCUUCUCCAUGGCCCCUUUCAAACACAGACUCCCAGGCCACGGCUUCGCCUUCGUCUUCCUCCCUUCCUCCGACACCUCCGCCGCCGAGUCGGCUCAGCACCUCGGCCUCCUCAACUUGACCAACAACGGCGACCCUACCAACCGAAUCUUCGCAGUCGAGUUCGACGUCUUCUCCAACCAAGAGUUCAACGACAUCAACGACAACCACGUCGGCGUCGACGUCAACUCCCUAACCUCCCUUUCAUCUUCCGUCGCCGGUUUCUACAGAGACGACGGUUCCUUCACGGAGCUCAGGCUUAACAGUGGAGAUAACUAUCAGGUCUGGAUCGAGUUUAACGGCUCGGCGAUCAACGUCACGAUGGCUAGAGCCGGCUCGUUGAAACCACUAAGACCUCUCAUAAGCACUCCUCUGAACCUCACCGGAGUUUUACUCGGUGACAUGUUCGUGGGGUUCACGGCAUCCACGGGGCUACUAGUGCAGAGCCACAGGAUCCUCUCAUGGAGCUUUAGCAACUCUGACUUCUCCGUAGGCGACGCUUUAAUCACUAGGAACCUUCCUUCGUUUAAACUACGAGACGGCUCUGUUUUGAACUCUAAAGGGUUCGUCGCUGGGGUCUCUAUUGGUGCCGUUGCGUUACUAGUUUGCGUUAUUGUGGUUGUUCUCUACGUUGUGAGGAGAAGAGAGCGGAGAAGACGAGACGAAGACGAUGUUGAAGAUUGGGAGACUGAGUAUUGGCCUCAUAGAGUGCAAUAUAGAGACGUUGUGGAAGCUACGAGAGGGUUCUCGGAAGAGAACAUGAUCGGGUACGGAGGGAACUCGAAGGUGUAUAGAGGAGUGUUGGAAGGCAAAGAAGUGGCGGUGAAGAGGAUUACGACAAGCCCUCGUGAUACCGUGGCUGGGACGAGUGAGUUCUUGGCCGAGGUCUCGAGUUUGGGGAGGUUAAGACACAAGAAUAUAGUGGGGCUUAGAGGUUGGUGUAAGAAAGGAGGUGAGUGUCUUGUCUUGGUGUAUGAGUAUAUGGAGAAUGGGAGUGUGGAUAAGCGGUUAUUUGAUUGCGAUGAGGUGUUGGAUUGGGAGGAGAGGAUGAGAGUGUUAAGAGACGUAGCUUCGGGGAUGUUGUAUCUACACGAAGGGUGGGAGUCAAAAGUGUUGCAUAGAGAUAUCAAGACGAGCAAUGUGUUGCUUGACAAGGAUAUGAACGCUAGAGUUGGCGAUUUCGGGUUGGCUAAGUUGCAGAAUACUAAUAAAGAGAUGGUUAGUACGACGCACGUGGUUGGAACCGCGGGUUACAUGGCGCCUGAGUUGGUUAAGACAGGGAGAGCAUCUGUGGAGACGGAUGUGUACAGCUUUGGAGUGUUUGUGUUGGAGGUAGUGUGUGGGAGGAAGCCAAUAGAGGAAGGAAGGGAAGGGAUAGUGGAGUGGAUGUGGGGACUGAUGGAGAGAGACCAAGUGGUUGAUGGUUUGGACGAGAGGUUGAAGGUGAGAGGAAGGUUUGAGGUAAAGGAAGUAGAGAUGGCUUUGAGGAUAGGACUCUUGUGUGUGCAUCCUGAUCCGAGGGUAAGGCCGAAGAUGAGACAAGUGGUGCAUAUAUUGGAACAAGGGACGUUGAGUGAUGAUGAGAGGGAGAGGGAAGGUAUGGAAGUGAGCUUGUUGGAGAGGAUGAAGAGUUCUUAUUUGUUGGGAACUAGUGAUGGAAUACUACAACAACAACAACAUCCCACGUUUUUAGAUGUAUGGAACUCGACUUCUCAUUCUCAUUCCUUUAGGAGUUCUAGUUCUAUUUUUCAAGGAAGGUGAAAAGCCAGUGUGAGAGUUGUUUUUUUUUUAUAGUAUUUCUAUACUAUACAGUAUAUAUAUAGAGGUUGUGUGAUUUGUCUGUUUAUUAGACUUGCAUGAAUUCAUCUAUGUCUGAAC
Messenger RNA from Brassica rapa (field mustard), 2221 nucleotides. Its product is annotated as probable L-type lectin-domain containing receptor kinase VII.2. NCBI's taxonomy places the organism in Eukaryota, Viridiplantae, Streptophyta, Magnoliopsida, Brassicales, Brassicaceae. Gene Ontology annotation, biological process: protein phosphorylation. The record is from RefSeq and is a predicted model, not a curated record. Gene Ontology annotation, molecular function: ATP binding; protein kinase activity; carbohydrate binding.